This is a messenger RNA of Hydra vulgaris (swiftwater hydra), 1054 nucleotides long. The record is from RefSeq and is a predicted model, not a curated record. Lineage: Eukaryota; Metazoa; Cnidaria; Hydrozoa; Anthoathecata; Hydridae.
GCACUAAAACCAACGCAAUUGCUGAAUUCAUUGCUAUGAACUGCCUGUCUCCAUUUAAAAAUACAUUAGAGGAAAUGCAAGAUUUUGAUUUAAAUUGGACUAUUCCAAAACAUUAUAACUCUACAAUUAAUACUUUGACUAUCCCUUGGAGGUAUCAAACCGGAAAAGAACUUGAUGGGUAUCCAUAUACUGCUAGUUUAGACACCUACUAUGGUGGAGGUUAUGUCAUAGAAAUAUUUUCUAAAUGGAAAAAUAAGCUUAUACUUGAUCAAGCAAAAAAGCAUAGAUGGAUUGAUAGACAAACACGAGCUAUAAUAAUUGAGUUUGCCUUGUUUAAUGCUGCUACUAAUUGUUUCAACAUGGUUACUAUGGCUUUAGAAUUUUUAGCUUCUGGUGGAGUUGUUCCUAAUUUCUCUGUUUUAACGUUCAAUGUGUAUGCCUCAGUGACUGGAUCAAAGACUAUGUUUGGUUUCCAUAUUUUGUUUAUCUUAAUGACUAUCAUAUUUACAUUUCGAGAAUCUCGCUUUAUAUAUCAAGCUGGUUGUAAAUACUUUGUGAAGUUUUGGAAUUUAUUAGAGGUUUCAUUGAUAAUUCUUUCUUUUAUUGCUGUGGGACUGUUCUUUUAUAAAGAUUAUUUUGCUAAACUUUUAUUAAAGCGACUCACAGAAAAAAAACCACAGGUGUUUAUCAACUUUCAGUUUGCAUCUUACUGUGAAAUGGUAUAUGUAUGCGUUGUUUCACUAAUAGUUUUUCUUGUGACAAUAAAGUUCAUUAAACUUUUGCAGUUCAAUCAUCAUAUUUCAAUGAUAUCUUAUACUUUAAAAGCUGCUUGGUAUCCUUUAUCGAUGUUUGGAAUUGUGUUUUUUAUAAUUUUGUGUUCUUUUGUUAUUUUUUGCAAUGUUGCUUUUGGUAAAUUUUUUUUUUUUAACCUGUUGCUUUUGGUAAAUUUUUUUUUUUAACCUGUUUGUAUUGUAAAAGUUCAAUAACAAGUAAUUACUCUCGAGUCCUUAGAACAUAGAGAGGAGGAACGUUUAUUUUUUUUCCCCACCUUAAG